This is a messenger RNA of Nothobranchius furzeri (turquoise killifish), 1731 nucleotides long. It is a transcript of the gene farsa, whose product is annotated as phenylalanyl-tRNA synthetase subunit alpha. Lineage: Eukaryota; Metazoa; Chordata; Actinopteri; Cyprinodontiformes; Nothobranchiidae. Gene Ontology annotation, molecular function: phenylalanine-tRNA ligase activity; ATP binding; tRNA binding. Gene Ontology annotation, biological process: phenylalanyl-tRNA aminoacylation. The record is from RefSeq and is a predicted model, not a curated record. Gene Ontology annotation, cellular component: cytosol; phenylalanine-tRNA ligase complex; cytoplasm.
GUCCAACAUGGCGGACACCGGUGUGGCGGAGGCCCUCCUAAGGCAGAUUGAAAAGGUGGACGGCGGGGCGGACAGCCUGGAACUGGCCAACAGCCUCGGGGUGGAUCACCAGGUCGUCGUGGGAGCCGUGAAGAGUCUCCAGGCGCUCGGUGACGUGAUCUCCGCCGAGCUACGCUCGUCCAAACACUGGGAGCUGACCGAGGAGGGCACGGAGAUAGCCGAGCAGGGCAGCCACGAAGCUCGGGUGUUCGGCUCCAUCCCUCCGGAGGGUCUACCACAGGCGGAGCUGAUGAAACGUUCCUUUGGGAAGAUUGGCUUCAGCAAGGCCAUGUCCAACAAGUGGAUCCGACUGGACAAGUCCACAGAGGGAGGCCCCAGGAUCUUCAGGACUGUGGAGAGCAUACAGGACCAGGUCAGAGAGACGCUACUGCUGGUGCAGAGGGGCCGUUCCACUCAGCUGGAGGAGAAGGAGAAGAACGAGCUGAAGAAGAGGAAGCUCCUCUCUGAAGUGACGGUGAAGUCUUACUGGAUCACCAAGGACAGCUCGUUCAGCACCACCGUCUCCAAGCAGGACACGGAGCUCACACCUGAGAUGAUCGCCACCGGCAGCUGGAAGGAGAAGAAGUUUAAGCCGUAUAACUUUGAGGCCAUGGGCGUGGCCCCCGACUGCGGCCACCUGCACCCCCUGAUGAAGGUGCGGACACAGUUCAGGCAGAUCUUCCUGGAGAUGGGCUUCACGGAGAUGCCAACCAACAACUUCAUCGAGAGCUCCUUCUGGAACUUCGACUCCCUGUUCCAGCCUCAGCAGCACCCGGCCAGAGACCAGCACGACACCUUCUUCCUGUCAGAGCCGGAGCUGGCCCACCAGUUCCCCUGGGACUACCUGGAGAGAGUGAAGAGGGUCCAUUCUCAGGGAGGCUACGGUUCACAGGGGUACAAAUACGACUGGAAGCUAGAAGAGGCUCAGAAGAACAUCCUCAGAACCCACACCACGGCCGUCAGCGCGCGCAUGCUGUACAAGCUGGCCCAGCAGGAAACUUUCUCCCCUGUCAAGUAUUUCUCCAUCGACCGGGUGUUCAGGAACGAGACGCUGGACGCCACCCACCUCGCCGAGUUCCAUCAGAUAGAAGGAGUGGUCGCCGACUACGGAAUGACUCUAGGAGACCUGAUGGGAGUUCUGCAUCAGUUCUUCACCAAACUAGGAAUUACCAAACUUCGCUUCAAACCAGCUUACAAUCCGUACACCGAGCCCAGCAUGGAGGUGUUCAGCUACCACGAAGGGCUAAAGAGGUGGGUGGAAGUAGGAAACUCUGGUGUGUUCAGACCAGAGAUGCUGUUGCCCAUGGGUCUGCCUGAGGACGUAUCUGUAAUAGCCUGGGGCCUUUCUCUGGAGAGGCCCACCAUGAUUAAAUAUGGCAUCAACAACAUCCGAGAGCUGGUGGGACACAAGGUGAACCUGCAGAUGGUUUAUGACAGCCCCUUAUGUCGACUGGACUCCUGAGUUUUUGCCCACUUCUUGUCAAUAAUUUAUGGGAUGGAGGCGUUUUCCGGCCCAGGUUCCUGAUAUCCACACCUGUAUGAGACAGCUGUUUAGCUGUGAAGCUUCUUCUGAUGGUCGUGAAGUCAAGGCUGAGGUUUUCAGACCCUCUGAUCCCAAUGCUGUCAGCACUCAGCUUGUUUUUGUACAUCAUGUUAGCCAAAUGACAACAUUAAAUGAUUCUGUAGAAACGC